This is a messenger RNA of Diutina rugosa, 2079 nucleotides long. Its product is annotated as histone demethylase. Lineage: Eukaryota; Fungi; Ascomycota; Pichiomycetes; Serinales; Debaryomycetaceae. Gene Ontology annotation, molecular function: histone demethylase activity; DNA binding. Gene Ontology annotation, cellular component: nucleus. Gene Ontology annotation, biological process: chromatin remodeling. Bases 1 to 2079 code for a protein of 692 amino acids. The record is from RefSeq and is a predicted model, not a curated record. The transcript has a single exon.
AUGAGAGGCAAGCGCCGGGUCGGCCCGCUGUUCCGGGUACCCGGCCACCCUGACGGCCGGAUUUUCUAUUACGACUUGUACGUGGCUGUGACCAACAAGGGCGGCUACGACAAGAUGUCUCCCGACGACUGGAGCGAGGUGCUGCGGCAACUCGGCGACACCGACCCCCACCUGAUUGUGUGUUUUAAGACCUACACCAACUAUCUUUUGGACUAUGCAGGGUACCUAUCUAAUGUCAGCGACUACCAGUUCCCCGAGUCCGACGACGAAGACGAUGACGAAGAUUUGUGUAUAAAGUGUGGCGCCCCUGAAGAAGGCAAUGGCGUCCAGUGUGAUGAUUGUGACGCUAUCUACCACAUGCACUGUCUAGAUCCUCCCCUUGACUCGUUCCCCGAUGGCGCCUGGUACUGUCCGAAGUGUCUUGUGGGCACCGGCGAGUACGGAUUUGAAGAAAAAGAAGUACACUACUCAUUGGACGAGUUUGCACAAAAGUGUGUCGAUUUUGAAGAAAACUUCCGUCGUGAACACUGUAAGGGUAGGACACCUUCAGUACAAGAAAUCGAACGUUAUUUCUGGAAACUUGUCGAUGAGGAACACCUGGAGCUUGAAGUGGAAUACGGGGCCGAUAUCCACCGGAUGAAACCGGGCCAGAUUCUGGGGUUCCCUCGCGAAGACACCCCUGGUAUCGACAUGCGUGAUCCCCAAACCAACUUCUAUGUCAACCACCCCUUUAACCUUAACAAGCUUCCCUAUGCCAAGGGGUCGUUGCUUAAUUAUGUUCCCAAUGAGAUUCUGGGGAUGACGGUGCCGUGGAUCUACAUUGGCCUGUUGCUUCUGACGUUCUGCUGGCACGUCGAAGACCACUAUACCCUUCUGGCCAAUUAUUGUCAUUUCGGUGCUACGAAGAAGUGGUACGGGAUCCCGCUGAGUCAAGCCGAUCGCUUCGAAGAUUAUAUGAAGAAGAUGGCUCCCGAUAUGUUUAAGAAACAACCGGACUUGCUCCACCAGCUUGUCACUUUGGUUAACCCUCAAAAGUUAGCUGAGGCUGGCAUUACCUGUGUUUACGCUGACCAGAACCCUGGUGAGUAUGUCAUCACUUAUCCUCGAGUUUACCACGCUGGAUUUAAUUGUGGCCUCAACGUCAAUGAGGCAGUCAACUUCAAUAUGAAGGACUGGCUUCCCUUGGGAGAACAAGCGGUGGAUCUGUACCGUCUUAUUAAAAAGGAAAACGUUUUUAAUCACUAUCAACUCCUAUUCAACGUUCUCAAAGAGUUCAACCGACGCGUUCGAAUCCUGGAAGGUUUACAACUGGUUGACCAUGAGCUUGUGGCCGAGUGUAUCUACCAGUUCAAACGCUAUUCGUUCCAGCAGGGCCAACUUAUCAGCGAGCUUGACAUGUCCAAGUUCACCACCAGCUACCGUCCCCGCACCAAGGAGGAAGAAGUAUUGUGCGAUUGUUGCAAGACCCACAUUGGUUUCCACUAUAUCAAGAUUGAACAUAUCUACCUGUUCCACCGAAACAAUCAGUUGAUGACCCCUGACUCGCUGCCGUCAAACGUUCUGGCAUUAGUCAGCAUUGUUCCCAAAGUCACCCUGGAUCCGCCGAUGAAAUCUGAGGUACUCUCGAAGAAGCGAAAGGUACUGAUGAUGGACGAGUUUGAACAGCUUGUACAAAGUGCUGCUGAGGAAGCUAGAGUUAAGGAUGAAGAUGAGAAGGCUCCCGGCAGUGGACGUAAGCUUCGUCGUACCACCAAGGAGCUUCACACAACCACAACCGAACCUGCUCUCGACAGAAGUGAACCUCGAAAGCUCCGUAUCAAUCAACCCUUGGGUAAAGUGGCUCAAGAGUUGGUGAGAAUGGGUAUGGGCAAGACCGAGAACCUCAACAUCCGUGGUUCGAAGAAGCUUCCGGGUACAGCAUUAAUCAUCCGGUUGUGCUUAGAAUGCUUACGUCUGAAGGUUCAGCUUGACGGCGAAGUUGCUCAGUUCGUAUACGAAGUACACCCACUGCAACUGCAGGUAGUGAUCCAAGAAGCCGAAACCAACUUGGAGAGACUUUUGACGAAUCAAAUCAAAUGA